UAUACACAUAUAUCGACGUGGAAAUCUAAUCAUGAAAACCUGUCCGAACAUUGCCAUCUUCUAACGCUAACUCUCUCUUGUUAUAUAUAUUCUCUUCCACUAUAUAUACCCCUUUAUCUCAUUUCAUAUUUUCAUAUCAAAAAAAAAAAACAAGCCCCACACUACACUACUAUUCCAUUGUUAUUAUAGAUACAAAUAAACCUGGCCAUGGCCAAUCCUCACAAUCAUAAACCCUACUUAUUAUUUUCAUCAAAACGACCGCUCCAUCUAGUUGUCCUUUGUCUCUUCUUCGUGUCGUUUUGUUCGAACAAUGGCGUCGAAGCCCGCCAGCCCUUUGCUUGCGACCCCAGAAACGGCAUCACAAAGGGGCUGAGGUUCUGUCAGACGACACUGCCGAUUCAAGUGAGAGCUCAGGACUUGAUUGGACGGCUGACAUUGGCGGAGAAGAUCAGACUGUUGGUGAACAACGCUAUUGCGGUGCCUAGGCUUGGGAUUCAAGGGUACGAGUGGUGGUCGGAGGCUCUUCAUGGGGUGUCCAACACCGGUCCAGGCGUCAAGUUUGGUGGUGCCUUCCCUGGCGCCACCAGUUUCCCUCAGGUCAUCACCACCGCUGCUUCUUUCAACCAGUCUUUAUGGCAAGAGAUUGGACGGGUAGUGUCUGAUGAAGCUAGAGCAAUGUACAACGGAGGACAAGCUGGUUUGACAUAUUGGAGCCCAAAUGUAAACAUAUUCCGGGACCCUAGGUGGGGCCGGGGCCAAGAAACGCCCGGCGAAGACCCCGUCGUGGCCGGAAAGUAUGCCGCCAGUUAUGUCAAGGGACUCCAAGGUAGUGGGCCAGGAAAUAGGCUUAAGGUUGCUGCUUGUUGCAAACACUACACAGCCUAUGAUCUUGAUAAUUGGAAUGGUGUAGAUCGGUACCAUUUCAAUGCCAGGGUUAGAAAGCAAGACUUGGAAGACACCUAUGAUGUACCAUUCAAAGCUUGUGUGAUGGAAGGAGAUGUUGCCAGUGUAAUGUGCUCUUACAAUCAAGUCAAUGGAAUACCCACUUGUGCUGACUCUAAUCUACUAAAGAACACAAUCCGAGGUCAAUGGCACCUCAAUGGGUAUAUUGUUUCAGAUUGUGAUUCUGUUGGUGUUCUAUAUGAUACUCAGCAUUAUACUAGGACACCAGAAGAAGCAGCAGCUGACACCAUUAAAGCAGGUUUGGAUUUGGAUUGUGGGCCGUUCUUAGCAAUUUACACCCAGGGAGCUAUAGCUAAAGGCCUAUUGAGCGAGAAUGAUGUUAACAAUGCACUUGCUAACACAAUCACAGUCCAAAUGAGAUUGGGCAUGUUUGAUGGUGAGCCAUCAGCCCAACCAUAUGGAAACUUGGGCCCAAAAGAUGUGUGCACUCCAGCCCAUCAACAAUUGGCUCUUGAGGCAGCCCACCAAGGCAUUGUUCUUCUUCAAAAUCGUGGCCUAACCUUGCCACUCUCCACAACGCGCCACAGAACUGUAGCUGUCAUUGGGCCCAAUUCUGAUGUCACUCAAACCAUGAUAGGAAACUAUGCUGGUGUUCCUUGUGGUUAUGUAACGCCGCUACAAGGAAUUGGAAGAUACGCAAAGACCAUUCACCAAGUAGGGUGCGCAGGCGUUGCUUGUGGCGACACCCAACACUUUGGUGAUGCAGAAGUAGCAGCCCGGCAUGCCGAUGCGACUGUCUUAGUAAUGGGCCUUGACCAGUCCCUUGAGGCCGAGUUCAAGGAUCGAACUGGGCUUCUCUUGCCGGGCAACCAACAAGAGCUCAUUUUAAGAGUAGCUAGGGCCUCUAGAGGCCCAACCAUAUUGGUCUUGAUGUCCGGUGGCCCAAUCGAUGUUUCAUUUGCCAAGAAUGAGCCUCGUAUUGGUGCCAUUCUUUGGGUUGGAUACCCUGGCCAAGCUGGUGGUGCUGCCAUUGCUGAUAUUGUAUUUGGUGCCAAGAAUCCUGGAGGAAAGCUUCCAAUGACAUGGUAUCCCCAAAGCUACAUAUCCAAGGUGCCAAUGACAAACAUGGACCUUAGACCAAACCCAUCAAGUGGGUACCCAGGCAGAACAUACCGUUUCUACAAAGGCCCAAUUAUUUUCCCUUUCGGAUUUGGUCUCAGCUACACUUCAUUUUCUCACAAACUAGUAGAAGGCCCAACACAAGUCUCAGUGCCAUUGGCCAGUUUCCGUUCUUCUACAAACUCAACAAUGUUAAGUAAAGCUGUUAGAGUCACCCACACCAAGUGCGAUUCCCUCUCUUUAGGAGUCCACAUCGAUGUCGAGAAUAAUGGGCCUGUGGAUGGGACCAACACAUUGCUUGUGUUCUCAAGCCCACCAGAAGGAAAAUGGGCCGGAGAGAAGCAGUUAUUGGGCUUUCAUAAGAUCCAUUUAGUAGCUGGAUCAAAACAACGAGUCAAGAUUGAUAUUCAUGCUUGCAAACACUUGAGUGUUGUGGAUGAGUUUGGGAUCCGAAGGAUUCCAAUGGGCCAACACACACUUCACAUUGGUGAUGAUCUCAAGCACUCUAUAUCUUUUCAAGCCGAUUUAGGAGAAAUUAAGUCUUAGAAAUGAAGACUUUCAAUAUGUUGAUAGUGUAAAAUAUUACAUAUACUUGUUUUACAAUAAGUCUCUUGUGCGUGUAAAAAAGGAACACGUGCAAGAGAUAAUUACAAGGUAAACACAAAAUAUAAGUCUCUUACUCUUGUACAUGCAAAAGUAAGGCAUGCAGAGAGAUGUAUUGUAAGCCCAUUGGCCCAAUUACAUGGCAACAAAAGUGUAAUUUUUUAAGCCCAUUGGCCCAAUUAUAUGGCAAUAAAGAGUUCUUUUUUUCAUAGAA
Molecule: messenger RNA, 2839 nt
Organism: Humulus lupulus (European hop)
Lineage: Eukaryota; Viridiplantae; Streptophyta; Magnoliopsida; Rosales; Cannabaceae
Product: putative beta-D-xylosidase
Exons: 7
Coding region: 208-2568 (786 amino acids)
Biological process (GO): arabinan catabolic process; xylan catabolic process
Cellular component (GO): plant-type cell wall
Molecular function (GO): xylan 1,4-beta-xylosidase activity; alpha-L-arabinofuranosidase activity
Source: RefSeq, a predicted model, not a curated record